Molecule: messenger RNA, 1818 nt
Organism: Entamoeba invadens IP1
Lineage: Eukaryota; Evosea; Mastigamoebida; Endamoebidae
Exons: 1
Coding region: 1-1818 (605 amino acids)
Source: RefSeq, a predicted model, not a curated record
AUGGAAACUAUGGAAGACAUUUUCUGUGAUGAACAACACUCCCUUGUGAUUAAGAAGAGUGGCCCAAAUGUUGUGAAACUGAAACCAUCGCGAAGAAUAAGUAAUGGACUUCCUUUCAUUAUACACGUAAAUGCUAUUAACAACACGCGGACAAAUAUCUUGUUGUAUCCCAAAGAGAAUAUCUGUGUGUUUCCAUACAAUUCUGUGAUAUACACACUGUCGUUCAUUGUGAAUAAAGUGUGUUACAACAACAUUAAAAUUGGACAAGAUUUUGUAUUGCUAGAUCAGCAGUGUAUAGUGCACAUUCACAAUUGUAUUAAUACUAUCGUCUUCUGUGCAGAUUUGGUCAUCACUAACACAACUGAUUUAAAACUCUUUUACUUCCCAGAGAAAUUUGUUUUCUUGAAGGGAGGACGACCAAUACAUCCAGUUGUUAUAACAGACAACACAAAAGAAUUGUUUAUUGGUGUUUCGACGUUAAGUGUCACACAAAUAGAUAAUGACAUGGAGCUUUAUAAUGACACCAAAGUGUACAAACUGACAUCACGAAAAAGAGUUUAUUAUGAAGAAAAGAGUAAUGAUAUUAUGUCUUAUCUUAUUGAAAUCACACACAAAUACGUGAUCAAAAAUAGCUCUGAAAACACAGAAAUCGUUGCGAUACAUUUCAGUGGAGAAACGCUCUUUUUAAAUAGUCGAGAGAGUAAACCUCUUGUUUUCGACCAGAAUAGAACAUCCCAAAUUAAGUUUGGUGUCUCGGGAGGUAACAACGACUUUGAAAUAUGUUGGAGUUCAUUGUUCGAUGUUGAAAAGGUCUUUCAAAAUGCGGCGAUGAUCGAAAUAAAUAAAACUGAUAAGACGAUAUCCACACAAUUGGAAGAUGGAAUUUUGGUACUCAAAGUGACUCAUAAAACUAUGAUGGAAGUCGUCAAUACAACAUCUUUGGUAUUUUCAUUUGAACAAUCCGGACAACCACAAAAGUUUUUGAUACUCCCAAACCAAAAACUUCCUUUAAAUUUGCCCGACCCAUUUGGGAAAAAAGCACUCAAAUUGGAGUACAACAACGAAGAAUGUGAAAUUCCUUUAACAAAAAAUGGGAAUUACAAAAUAGAAGGAAGUCCAGUGGUCUAUCUCUCGGUGACUACUUUGCCACUCGUCAUCGUGUUUGCAGAGACAAAAACGAAAAACCCAAACACAAAACUCUUUUCCUUGAAAACGCUUGACGUGCUCUUCAAGCCAAGUGUACACGUAUCAGACAUUUCUAUUACAAAAGAAGAACUCCCGAAAUUUUGCGCCAAACACAACCAACUCACAAAAUCAUAUUCUAAGCGUCACUCUCAAAAAUUAUUUAUUUACAAAUGCUCAGCAGAAAAAGUGAAUGUCGAAGUGGAUACCAUUGAUACACUCACAACUUUUAAUAAAGUCCAGGCAAGUUGCAUCGUUCAAGAUUGGACUGUUCUUUCCAUCGAAAUCGUCCCUCCACCUUUGGCUCUGCAAAUAACACAAAAAUUAAAAAAUGUUAUAUAUAACAAAAAUGACACGUUCGACGUAAAGAGUGUGAUAGCCAUUCCACCUCUUGUAAUGACUCCAUUCACUCUUUCUGUGUGUUUGAAAGACUUUUUCGACUUGAGGGGCAUCCAGUUUUCCUUCAGUUCGUUCAGUAGCGAUAAGUGUUCUUUGCCUCACUUUUUAGUGACGGUCUUCCAGUUCUACGAGUCGCAAGCUUAUGACCAAAUACCACGCGUUGCACGGUCUGCUCUUGUGGCCAACUUCCCAGUCGACGCUCUUCUGAAGUUGUUAUACUCAUUGUCUGCACACUAA